Messenger RNA from Calliphora vicina (urban bluebottle blowfly), 4950 nucleotides. RefSeq lists its product as uncharacterized. Bases 1 to 4950 code for a protein of 1649 amino acids. The record is from RefSeq and is a predicted model, not a curated record. Gene Ontology annotation, biological process: DNA integration; proteolysis. NCBI's taxonomy places the organism in Eukaryota, Metazoa, Arthropoda, Insecta, Diptera, Calliphoridae. The transcript is spliced from 2 exons. Gene Ontology annotation, molecular function: zinc ion binding; nucleic acid binding; aspartic-type endopeptidase activity.
AUGUCCUUGCCAAGAACACCUACUCAGCCUUCAGUAUCCGCUGCCACAGUGGUAUCUACAGCUGAUCCAGCUAAUGUUCCAAUUACAAACCCAGAACAUGUCUGUAAAAUUUGUAGUGAGAACAUGGAUGAUAAAACCCCUUGUAUGGUUAUUAAUCGGUGUAAUCAUAUCUUCCAUAGAAUUUGCAUUGAAAACUCUUUAUCCAAUGCUAAAGAGUGCCCAGUCUGUUUUCUCACAUGUGAGUUAGAGGAUGUUCGAACAUUUUCAUUUCACAUUAAGCAAAACCCUAACAGACCAAGAGGCAAAGCUCGUGGAGCUGUUUCAAAAACUUAUAAUACUAGAAGUGUUAGUAAAAAUCUUUUUCAAGACCCUACAACUCCUCACAAUAAUACGACUGGUGGAGAAUUGAUUAACCCCAGAACUCCACCUCAGCAAAACGUUGUUCCUUCUGGAAUGCCUUGCAAUGAUAGAAACAAUCCCCAGAUAAUACCACAAUCCAAUUCACCCAGUUUAAUAGAUUAUAAUCGUAUUAACCGGAUGAUAGAGUCAAGUGUUUCAAAAGCUUUACAAAGUCUCAAUUUGUCUAUUCAAAACCCUCGGAUUCAGCAACAAUAUUCUUCGGGAAACUCUAAUUUAAUAGGAAGCAUAAUGGAAACUGAUAUACAACAGGUUUUACGAAAUUUAAAUUGUAACAACUCUGCAAACUCUGCUAACAACCAACAAUAUCAACUACCCAAUUCUAACGAAAACAAUCCUGGAAAUAUUCCCAUGUUAACUCAUCAGAAUCGACCUCAAAAUAUAUACAAUUCUUUUCCAAAUUCAAACCAUUUUAAUCGACAACCAAGUACUAUGAGAACACCAUCUACAAAUUGCCAAGUUGCUACGAUAAACACCGAUAAAAUUACAUCGAUUAUCCAAAACUGGUGUUUAAAAUUUGACGGUUCAACUACUGGGUUAACGGUAGAAGAGUUUUUGUAUAGACUAACCUCGCUAACCAACGAUAACUUCAAUGGAGAUUACACGAUUAUAUGUAAGAAUCUUCACAUACUUUUAUCCGGGAAAGCGCGAGAUUGGUUCUGGCGCUAUCACAAGCAGGAAAGAGGUGUUAUCGAUUGGAGCGAAUUCUGCAACGCGAUUAGAUCUCAAUAUAAAGAUUUUAAGUCUUCUUUUGAUCUUCGUGAGGAAAUAAGAAAUAGAAGACAAAAACCAGGAGAGUCGUUUGAUGUCUUUUAUGAUUCUAUAUCCGCAAUUAUGGACAGGUUGCCUUCUGCUUUUUCUGAAAUGGAGUUAAUUGAGAUCAUAAUGCGAAACUUAAGACCGGAUAUAAGGCAAGAUUUGUUAUAUAUUCCUGUACAUUCAAUACCCCAUUUACGAAAAUUAGUCCAAAUACGGGAAUCUUUUCUUGAAGACGAACAUGUUAAGCGAAACUUGCACAACCGUACUGCUAAUGCUCAUCAACCUCGAAGACAUAUUGCUGAAGUCGAUUUAGAUUCUGUAGAUGCUAACCCUGUAGGCUCUGAAACUUCAAUAGAUGCUUUACAUAAUACCCCCACUGUUACACGCUGCUGGAAUUGCGAUAGACCAGGUCAUGUUUGGGAAGACUGCCUUUACGAAAGGACUAUUUUUUGUUAUGGUUGUGGGGCUAAAAAUACUUAUAGACCACAGUGUCCCAAAUGUAAAGACAGAAAAUGGGAAAACUAUUACUCAAGGCGUAAUAAAAUUUUUAAGGAUGUCGAAUUAGCUUCACUUAAACGAUCUAAACCUAAACGUUCCACAAUAAGACUCAACAAUUAUUAUAGAAAACGAAAAAUUUGCUCCAAAUUAUUACUCUAUGCUAUCCUUAGUGAUCCAAAAGAUAAUCGUUUCUAUGCCAAGGUGUCUUUUAUAGAUUAUGUAGAAUACGGUUUGUUAGAUACUGGUGCUAGCAUUAGCUGCAUUGGAUCUGAAUUAGCUAAAGAAGAUUUUUCAAAAUUCCCCAAUUUUACUAGUUGCAGAAACUUUGUCAAAACUGCCGAUGGUGCUCAACAACGAGUUAUAGGUUGGCUUAAUGUUAACAUCACUUUUAAAGAAAUGUCUUGUCCAAUUAAUCUUUUUGUAAUACCAACAAUUUCUCAACGACUUAUACUUGGAAUUGACUUUUGGAAGAAAUUUAAAUUAGUACCGAAUGUCAUGGAAUCCGCGGAUUUAUGUGAUAAGUUAUCGGUUAGCGCAAGUCCGUCUGUUUCGUCCGAUAAGUCCGAAAGUCUGUCCGAGGUUUGUGGUAAAUCUGAUUGUGAGAAAUCAGAUGAUAACUAUAUGUUAACUUCUAGUCAACAACAGCAAUUAAACGCUGUCAUUUCUCUUUUUCCAAACUUUGAGAAACAAGGGUUGGGAAGAACGGGCUUAAUAAAGCACUUGAUCGAUGUUGGCGAAGCCAGACCGAUCAAGCAAAGGUUCUACCCCGUAUCACCAGCAGUGGAAAAACUAAUGUUCACAGAAAUUGAUCGAAUGUUGACAUUGGGUGUUAUUGAACCGUCAAACUCACCCUGGAGUUCCCCGAUGAGACUGGUUAUAAAACCGAAUAAAGUCCGCCUUUGUUUAGAUGCGAGAAAAGUGAAUUCUGUCACGAAAAAGGAUGCAUAUCCAUUACCAUCUAUUGAGGGAAUCUUUGCGCGUCUUCCAAAAGCCAAUAUCAUUUCUAAGUUAGAUUUAAAAGACGCGUAUUGGCAAAUAGCAUUGGAUGAUGAAUCGAAGCCCAUAACUGCUUUUACAGUGCCUGGUAGACCAUUAUACCAGUUCACUGUAAUGCCCUUCGGGUUGUGCAAUGCACCCCAAACAAUGAGUAGGCUUAUCGAUGAGCUAAUUCCCCCAGACUUGAAGAACAGCGUCUUUGGUUACCUUGACGAUGUGAUUAUUGUUUCGGAGAAUUUCGAAGAACAUAUUGGCAUUUUAAUUCGUAUAGCAGGACAGUUUCGUAAAGCUAAUUUGACCCUAAACCUCUCGAAAAGUAAAUUUUGUGUUACCAAAGUUAAGUACUUAGGUUAUAUUAUCGGAGAUGGUGGUAUUGUUACAGACCCAGAAAAAGUAAGUGCGAUCAGAAACUGGCCAACUCCAAAGAAUAUAAAACAAGUUCGUGGCUUCUUAGGUCUUGCAGGCUGGUAUAGGCGAUUUAUUGCGAACUUUUCUAGCGUAGUUUAUCCGAUAUCCGAAACCUUGUCAACUAAGAAGAAGUUUGUUUGGACUCCCGAGGCUCAACAGGCUUUUGAACAAAUUAAAGAUUUACUAUCUUCUGCUCCUAUUCUAAGUAACCCUGAUUUUGAGAAAAAGUUUUUCGUCCAUUGUGAUGCCAGCGAUUUUGGUAUCGGUGCUGUGCUCGUUCAACUGGACAACAAUAACGAGGAAAAGCCGAUUGCUUUUAUGAGCAGAAAGCUUAAUUCCGCACAGAGAAACUACAGUGUGACGGAACGUGAAUGUUUAGCGGCUAUAGAAGCUAUUCAACGAUUCCGAUGCUAUCUCGAACUCCAAAAAUUUGAGGUUAUAACAGACCACUCCAGUCUUGUUUGGCUUAUGAAGCAGCCGAAUCUAAGUGGAAGAUUAGCCAGAUGGGCGUUGAAGCUUCAAGCAUACAAUUUCACCAUAAGUCAUCGCAAAGGUAAAGAGAACAUCGUACCAGAUGCUUUGUCACGAAUCGAGUUCGGAGAAGUUAAUUCGUUAGAUUCAUCAGAGCCAGAAAUAGAUUUGAAUUCCACUUGUUUUGAUGAUCCAGAUUACUGUGAUUUGAAGAAUAGGAUACAUGAAAACCAAUCCCAGUUUCCGGAUAUAAAGGUCGUUGAAAAAUAUGUAUACAUAAGAACCGAACAUUAUGACGGCAUCGAAUCAAACGAAAGCGAAGCUUGGAAGCUGUGGAUUCCAUAUGGUCUUCGAACAACGCUUAUAAAACGUUUUCAUGAUCCACCUACGGUAUCUCACGGGGGAAUGUCCAAAACUUUGGAACUCCUACGAAGAAAAUUUUACUGGCCAGGAAUGGUAGUAGAUGUUAGGAAUUUUGUAAGAAGUUGUGAACUAUGUAAAACUACCAAACACCCAAAUUUUGUUUUGAAACCGGAAAUGGGUAAACAAACUAUAACAAUACGCCCCUUUCAGAGAUUAUAUAUAGACUUGUUAGGCCCUUAUCCGCGUAGUAAAAAGGGAAAUAUUGGUAUUCUUAUAGUCUUGGACCAUCUGUCAAAGUUUCAGUGGUUACAACCUCUGAAAAAGUUUACGUCUUCGUCAAUAAAAGACUUUUUAGAAACACAGAUAUUCCAUGUUUAUGGGAUACCGGAAACGAUCGUUAGUGACAAUGGGUCACAAUUCAGAGCAAAUGAUUUAAAUGCAUAUUUUACUUCUCUUGGUAUUAAACAUAUUUAUACAGCCGUUUAUUCACCACAAUCAAACGCGUCAGAACGUGUAAACCGUUCAAUUAUAGCGGCGAUUAGAGCUUUUCUGAAACACGAACAUACCAAAUGGGAUGAAAAUCUCAGUGCGAUCAACUGUGCUUUACGAAACGGAUACCAUCAAUCAAUAAACAUGUCACCAUAUCAUGUUGUGUUUGGAUUUAACAUGAUAACACAUGGAUCCGCAUAUGCUUUGCUAAACAACUUGAAAACCCUAAAUGAACCGACAGCUUCUUUAUCUAGAGAUGACCAUUUACAAUUGAUUAGAAAGGACAUACAGAAAUAUUUAAACCAGGCUUAUAAACAAAAUCAAAGAACCUAUAAUCUACGAACCAGGCCUGAAAAGUUCCAUAUUGGUCAAGAGGUUUUACGUAGAAAUUUCGUACAGAGUAAUAUGGAAAAGCGUUUUAACGCAAAAUUUGCCCCAUUGUUUGUAAAAGCCACUGUUAAGGAAAAGUUAGGAAACCAUUACUAUGUUUUAACAGAUUCCGAUGGAAAAAUUGUGGGUACUUAUCACGCUAAAGAUAUUCGUACUUAA